UUCUAUAGGUGGGUAUACCGGAACGGUGACACAUUUAGUGAAUCAAUUGUCACCGAACAUGCGAAAGUGUUUGUUCACUAGCUACUUUUCACAAAGUGUUGGUGCCGGUUAUACGUAUCUGCGCGUGCCAAUCGGUGGAACCGAUUUUGACCCAUUCACUCCGUGGGCAUACAACGAAUAUCCGCAAAAUGAUGCCAAAUUAUCGAAUUUCACACAGCUUGACAGCAGAGAUGUGGAACGAAAUGCUCACAUAAAGGAGCUUAUGCAAGUAUCAAAAAAUUCGAAUGUGAACAUACUUGGAGCGACUUGGGGCCCACCGCCGUGGAUGAAAUUCCAGAAUCAUUGGAAUGGUGGCGUCGACAAUCAACUAAAACCAGAAUACUAUCAAACUUGGGCUGAUUACCAUUUGCGGUGGUUGGAAUUGAUGCAAAAUGAUGGAGUGAACGUGUGGGCGAUUUCAACUGGGAAUGAGCCUGCGUCAGCAGGUCAAAUAGAAUUUCAGAUAUUGAGUUGGAAUGCAAGUGAUCAAGCCGUUUGGAUUGCUGAUAAUCUUGGGCCCACAUUGAGAGAUUCCAAGUAUUCAAAUGUCAAAAUACAUGGAUUCGAUGAUAAUCGUGAUUUGGCACCAGAUUGGAUUAAAGGAAUGGAAUAUGGUGCCAAAGAUGCAUUUGAUUAUCUUUCAGGCUUAGAAUUUCAUGCGUAUUCGGAUAAAGCACUCGGACCGGAAAUUCUCGAUCAUUUUUCACGGACAUAUCCAAACAUACAAAUUUGGUACUCGGAGAACUGCUUCGGGGCUUUCUUCAUGACACCUUAUAUAGGGCCACAGCUUGGUACAUGGGGACGAUGUGAAAAAUUAGUUUCGACUUUGAUUGAGAAUUUUAGCCAUUCAACAGUUGGAUAUCUUGACUGGAAUUUGCUGUUAGAUCACAAAGGAGGACCGAGUUAUGUUAACAAUGCAAUUGAUGCAUAUAUUAUUCUCAGCGAAAAUGGUAAAAAAAUGUACAAACAACCGACGUUCUAUGCCAUGGCGCAUUUCUCCAAGUUCAUAUUGCCCGGUUCGGUUCGCAUUGAUGCAAACCUAUUAGAAUGCGGAAGUUCAAAGUUGAAAACGAUAGCGUUUCUCCGUCCCGACAAUAAAAUCGUUGUAAUUGUGUAUAACAGCGCUAUACGCUCAGUUGAAGUAACAAUAAGGGAUAAAUCAAAGGGGAAUAUCAACUUGAAAUUGAAACCAAAAUCAAUCAACACAUUGGUUUACGAGGUGGGAUCAGCGUCUAAAUGUAAAUCGGGAAAACAAUGUUAA
This is a messenger RNA of Sitodiplosis mosellana (orange wheat blossom midge), 1300 nucleotides long. RefSeq names its product lysosomal acid glucosylceramidase-like. Gene Ontology annotation, biological process: glucosylceramide catabolic process. Gene Ontology annotation, molecular function: glucosylceramidase activity. The record is from RefSeq and is a predicted model, not a curated record. Bases 59 to 1300 code for a protein of 413 amino acids. The transcript is spliced from 4 exons. NCBI's taxonomy places the organism in Eukaryota, Metazoa, Arthropoda, Insecta, Diptera, Cecidomyiidae.